Molecule: messenger RNA, 2382 nt
Organism: Notodromas monacha
Lineage: Eukaryota; Metazoa; Arthropoda; Ostracoda; Podocopida; Cyprididae
Source: the annotation of a GenBank genome assembly
AUGGCUAGUACACGUGAGAAAAAUGUUCCGACGCGCCCAGCCCCUGGCGCUCCUGCAUUCGCGAAAUUGAGGAAUUUGAUCGCACCUGACAGCAACGCACGGAGUCCCAGUUCGCGCAGUAGUUUUUAUUCGGAUACGAAUGCAAAGAAGAAUCAAAAGAAACCACCUCCUCGUCCGCCACCACCGAAGUUCAAUCAUGCGAUGCAUCGAAGUGUCUCGUUGGAACGAAAUCUUGCUGCGUUCGUUCCGCAAGCUCAGGGAUAUACCUUUCCACAAAUGCCUGCGUUGAUUCCCCCUCCAGUCUCAGCGAAGCCGAAACUUAAUCAGGAUUUAUCGACCUUGAUCGAUUUGUUCUCUUCACCUCCUCCGUCAUCGUCGUCUUCAUCGCCGACUUUAACUCAUCAUUCCGGCAGUGAUGGCUUUAGUGUUAAUAGUUUGACUAUAGACGAAGAUUUCGAUCCGUUCUCUCCGCGGAGUUUGGCCUCCAAGCAGAAAGACUCCUUCAACAAACUUCGGGAUGAUUCGGCGUUGCACAUCAAACCGGAUUCUGGGCUUCAGCGACAAUACGCCUUGCUUCAGGGAAAGGCUGUGACGCCGCCGAAGACCAAGAAGCCGACCGUGAUCCGGAACAAUCGACCUACGUUAGCUGUGAAACCGCAGUUGCUAACCAGUAUCCCGACUUAUACAUUACCCAGUGAUUUGAAGUGUGAUCGAGAAUCUUCACCUCCGGAACCUAUGAUUCCACCUCCGAAAGCGCCAGAUGUCAAUAUCUUGAGUUCUUGGGAUGACGAGCCUCCUGCUUUGCCCCCAAGAAGACCACAUAGUGAAGAGCCCUUCAACACUGAGGAACCACAUGCGAUUGUGCUUUUCGACUACGAACGGACUCAUCCCGACGAUCUGGGGUGCAUAGCGGGUGAAGUUGUUUACUUGGUGAAUAAAGUCAGUGAAGACUGGUUCACAUGCCGGAAGAGAAACGGAGCUGAAGGGUUGAUACCUGCGAAUUUUCUGGACAUUCUAGAACCUCUGAAGCCCCGAGGCGAGGCUCUAACUGCCUUGUACAGUUUUCCUGGGGAAAUGAAUGGCGAUCUGGCGUUUCCGGAGGGUGCAAUUGUGUUUGCCGAAGCAAGAAUCAACGAUGAAUGGUUAUUCGGCUCCUACGACGGGAAAUCCGGUCAAUUUCCCGUAAACUUUGUUACCGUCGUGACGAACAAUCUUCCUCAACACAGUAGUGGUUUUGCCAUGGAGAAAAUAGCUGUUGGACUUUUUUUGAAGGAAUUCGAUGCGUCGCCUACAAUUGCGGUUGCUGCACCCGGUAGAGUUAAUUUGAUUGGAGAGCACACUGAUUACAAUGGAGGAUUUGUUCUUCCUAUGGCAUUACCACUGAAAACUGUUAUAGUUGGUCGUGUUGUUGAAGGAACAACAUUCACAGUUGUUUCUAAAUCCGUGGAUUCAGAAGAAGCACGAGUUGUUUUCGGUACCGACAAGGAUCACAUCGAACGCGGAUUACCCAAGUGGGCCAACUAUGUGAAGGGUGUUUGCAAGUUCUUCCCUGGAAACCUGAAAGCGGUGGAGGUCUUGAUUUACUCGGACGUUCCACUGGGAGCAGGUCUUUCAAGCAGUGCUGCCUUGGAAGUCGCGACAUGCACGUUUUUGGAGGCCUCCACGGGACACAAAAUGUCUCCGAUUGACAAAGCCUUGUUGUGUCAAAAGGCGGAACACGAAUUCGCUUCCGUCCCGUGCGGAAUAAUGGACCAAUUCAUAUCGUCGCUGGGUGUCGAAAGGAACGCGUUACUCAUUGACUGUCAAUCCCUGAGCACGAAACUCGUUCCUUUGGGGAACGAGGCCAGUGUUUUCAUCUGUGAUUCGAACGUGAAGCAUGACUUGGGUGGAAGCGAGUAUCCGAAGAGAAGUGCGCAGUGUAAAAGAGCUUCCGCGAUUCUCGGCAAAGAAUGUCUGAGGGAUUGUUCGUUGGACGAGUUGGAAGUCAGUCGAGAACUCUUGGAUGAAGAAACAUUCCGCCGGGUUCGACACGUGGUGUCUGAGAUCCAAAGAACCCAGGAUGCCGUGAAGGCCUUGGAAUCCCAGGACUUCGCCACUUUCGGUCGCCUGAUGACUGAAAGUCACGCAUCUUUGCGUGAUGAUUACGAAGUAUCCUGCAAGGAGUUGGACGAAUUGGUGGACCUUGCCCUGGAGGUAGACGGUGUUUACGGGUCGAGAAUGACCGGAGGUGGAUUCGGGGGAUGCACUGUGACAUUGGUGAAAAAGGAGGCUGUGGACGCAUUAAAGAAGCACUUGAACGAAAAAUACAGUGGGAACGCGAGCUUUUAUGUUUGUGAAGCCAGUCGAGGAGCAACGGAAAUCGACAUUCCGGUUCAUCAGUGA